Dermacentor silvarum is the source of this 1674-nucleotide messenger RNA. Its product is annotated as coenzyme Q-binding protein COQ10 homolog B, mitochondrial. Gene Ontology annotation, molecular function: ubiquinone binding. The transcript is spliced from 5 exons. Gene Ontology annotation, cellular component: mitochondrion. NCBI's taxonomy places the organism in Eukaryota, Metazoa, Arthropoda, Arachnida, Ixodida, Ixodidae. The record is from RefSeq and is a predicted model, not a curated record. The coding region runs from base 83 to 760 and encodes 225 amino acids. Gene Ontology annotation, biological process: ubiquinone biosynthetic process; cellular respiration.
GUUAAUUUAUCCGCAAACAAAGAAUAGGAGAGUUGAGUUUAUAAUAGAAAUACAUUUACUGCGGCACCGCUCUCUCCGGCUGAUGGCUGCCCUGGGGGUUUUGCGCUGCACGAAAAGAUGUGCCAAACUCAAUGGAUUUUGUGGCGGCCCGGCGAUGGUGUCGGCGCGCAACACGGUGCCCUCCGAGCCGUCGCACAUUCCCGGCGGCUUCGGCAGUGCGGCCUGGGUGCGGACAUUCUUUCGUCUCGUGAAACCCUCGGGCGGCGGCAACACCCUGCACUACUCCGAGAGAAAGCUGCUCGGGUACUCGGCGGAGCAGAUGUUUGAGGUGGUGUCAAGGGUGGAGUUCUACCGGGACUUUGUGCCCUGGUGCACACAGUCGCGUGUCACGGCUCGUUCUCCCCACGCCCUGACAGCCUACAUGCAGGUGGGCUUCGCACCCAUUGUCGAGAGCUAUACCUCUCACGUCACACUGAUGCGGCCCACCCUUGUCAAGUCAGUGUGCUCAGAUGGUCGCCUCUUCAACCACCUGGAGACCAUCUGGAGGUUUGAGCCAGGCCUUGAGGACAACCCAAAGACCUGCACGCUAGACUUCAAGGUGUCCUUCGAGUUUCGCUCGCGCCUGCACUCGCACCUGGCGCACAUGUUCCUGGACGAAGUGGUGCGGCAGAUGACACGCGCCUUCUUAAACCGAGCAGCAACACUGUACGGCAAGCAGUCGAUCCCGGGCGGCAAGGUGCUGCCCUCUGGUGCUCCCUGACGCCGGCCCCCCGAGUAGUCUUGUCGUACACGGGGCUUCACCUUGAUGUGGACUGAUUUUAGUCUUUGUUUUAGCUCCUCUCGCAACCUCGCUUCCCCUCGCGCCUGCCCUCCAAGUUACGCAACGUUCUGACUGAAACUGCCUCGUGCGGACGUCACUUCGAGAUCGCAAAGCUCAUCCACCAGGGGAGAGAAGUGACUCGGGAUCGCUGGUUGGGUGAAGUGGCAGCGAGGGCAUUCUAGAUGUGCUUAAAGUCAGGGGUCGUUUUUGGCGGCCUGAAGCAAGCUAGUAACGAACCGAAAAGUUCCGUGGCAGCCAUCAGCCGGAGGACUGAGGAAACAUGACGGACGUCCUCGACGUGAUGCCUCGCAAAAGAGGCCCGACAACGGCAGCAGGGCUGAGUGUGGCAGCAACUUCAGCCGUUGCUUCUGGGUGUCCUCUUUACCUGGGCUGGUUCAGGUUUGCCGUGGCAGCCAUUGUUUCAGCCACGAACAAAGCCGGUAACGAUGCUGGGAAAAAAGCAGCCGUGUAAAAGGAUCCUGUGGAGUAAAUUGAAAUUCACACAUUUUUUUAUGUUGUUGAGCAAUUGAAAUUCACGUGUUCGCAUUUAUUAAGUGCAGGCUAGUGGUUUGCCCACUUCAGAUUGGCCAGACACACAACAAUGCAAAGCUCACGUAAGGUUGUGCUGUUGACAUCAGUAGUUUAGCAGUGACUUCCUCCAUUUUCUCGGGGGGGGGGGGGGGGGGGGCACACAACAAAGUCUCAGCAGAGCCUGUUAUAAGUUAGAGCUUAGUAGAUCUUCCUGGUUGUUGGGCGCAAACUUGCACUGAGCUUUGAAUACAGGCUCAGCUUUUGUUUCUUUAUCUUUCCUUUUUACACGAAGCUAUUGGAAAUAAAAUAUUCUUGUUUUCGAA